Messenger RNA from Orcinus orca (killer whale), 1743 nucleotides. RefSeq names its product MAPK activated protein kinase 2 (gene MAPKAPK2). Gene Ontology annotation, biological process: inflammatory response; peptidyl-serine phosphorylation; cellular response to vascular endothelial growth factor stimulus. The record is from RefSeq and is a predicted model, not a curated record. NCBI's taxonomy places the organism in Eukaryota, Metazoa, Chordata, Mammalia, Artiodactyla, Delphinidae. Bases 212 to 1456 code for a protein of 414 amino acids. Gene Ontology annotation, cellular component: nucleus; cytoplasm. The transcript is spliced from 10 exons. Gene Ontology annotation, molecular function: calmodulin binding; calcium-dependent protein serine/threonine kinase activity; ATP binding.
AGGGAGCAGGGCCGGUGGGCGCCAGCGGCGCACAGCGGGACCCACGGAGCCCCGCGACCCGCCGAGCCUGGAGCCGGGCCGGGGCGGGGAAGCCGGCUCCAGCCCGGACCAAACUUCGCAGCCGGGCUCGGGGUGGCGGGGAACCCGUCCGGAGCCGGAGGAGGGGCCCGCCGCGGGCCCUCCCGCCGCUGCUCUCGCGCCUACGGGCACCAUGCUGUCCAACUCCGGUGCUGUUCCCCAGCCCGCCGCCGCCGCCGCCACCGCACCAUGCUGUCCAACGCCGGCGAUGUUCCCCAACCCGCCGCCGCCGCCGCCGCAGCCCCCCGCCCCGGCCCAACCUCACCCCCCGGCCCAGCCGCCGCCGCAGCCCCCGCAGCAGUUCCCCCAGUUCCACGUCAAGUCGAGCCUGCAGAUCAAGAAGAACGCCAUCAUCGACGACUACAAGGUCACCACCCAGGUCCUGGGACUGGGCAUCAACGGGAAAGUUUUGCAGAUCUUCAACAAGAGGACCCAGGAGAAAUUCGCCCUAAAAAUGCUGCAGGACUGCCCCAAGGCCCGCCGGGAGGUGGAGCUGCACUGGCGGGCUUCCCAGUGCCCACACAUUGUGCGGAUCGUGGACGUCUAUGAGAACCUGUACGCGGGGAGGAAGUGCCUGCUGAUUGUCAUGGAGUGUUUGGAUGGUGGAGAACUCUUCAGCCGAAUCCAGGACCGAGGAGACCAGGCAUUCACAGAAAGAGAGGCAUCAGAGAUCAUGAAGAGCAUCGGCGAGGCGAUCCAGUACUUACACUCAAUCAACAUUGCGCAUCGGGAUGUCAAGCCUGAGAAUCUCUUAUACACCUCCAAAAGGCCCAACGCCAUUCUCAAACUCACUGAUUUUGGCUUUGCCAAGGAAACCACCAGCCACAACUCUCUGACCACUCCUUGUUACACGCCAUACUAUGUGGCUCCAGAAGUGCUGGGCCCAGAGAAGUAUGACAAGUCCUGUGACAUGUGGUCCUUGGGUGUCAUCAUGUACAUCCUGCUGUGUGGGUAUCCCCCCUUCUAUUCCAACCAUGGCCUUGCCAUCUCUCCGGGCAUGAAGAGUCGCAUCCGAAUGGGCCAGUAUGAAUUCCCCAAUCCAGAAUGGUCAGAAGUAUCAGAGGAAGUGAAGAUGCUCAUCCGGAACCUGCUGAAGACAGAGCCCACCCAGAGGAUGACCAUUACCGAGUUCAUGAACCACCCCUGGAUCAUGCAAUCAACAAAGGUCCCUCAGACCCCACUGCACACCAGCCGGGUCCUGAAGGAGGACAAGGAGAGGUGGGAGGACGUCAAGGAGGAGAUGACCAGUGCCUUGGCCACGAUGCGGGUCGACUAUGAGCAGAUCAAGAUAAAAAAGAUUGAAGACGCAUCCAACCCUCUGCUUCUGAAGAGGCGGAAGAAAGCUCGGGCCCUGGAGGCCGCGGCCCUCGCUCACUGAGCCGCUGGGCCCGUCCUGCUCCACUGGAGGACAAGCAAUAACUCGUGACCUGAAUCUAUUUUUUAAAUGAAGAGACACAGAACUGUUCACUCCCACCUCCCCUCCUCCUCAGCCUCAUGGAGCCCGGACCUCGUCACAGGCUGAAUUCUGCCUUUGGUUCUGGCCACCCCUGAGAGGGAGAGCCUGGAAGGCUGGGAGGGUGUGGAGAGAAGGAGCAAGGUGCUCUUGAACCUGUGCUCAUUUUGCAGUUUUAUCAAUAAUUUGACUUAGAAUUUUUAUGAAACUUC